Molecule: messenger RNA, 1766 nt
Organism: Pocillopora verrucosa
Lineage: Eukaryota; Metazoa; Cnidaria; Anthozoa; Scleractinia; Pocilloporidae
Product: plasmolipin-like
Cellular component (GO): membrane
Source: RefSeq, a predicted model, not a curated record
GUUCACUCUUGUUUACGCUGUUUAAGCGACGCUUACGGUAUCCUAGCUCCUAUGAUCAUCCAGCUCUGGAAGCUUAAAAUCUUCGCCUCUUCUUCGCCCGGGAAAUCGCUCUAGGUCAAGAGAAAUUGGACUUAUCUUUGGAAGCACAGAUAAACAAUGGCAGAUCCUGAGAACCCAGAUACCACAGCUAAAUCUGACGAGGCCCCCGCGGAAAAGUCCGGCGGCGGAGGAGCUGCAUCUGGAGAUAUCGGACUAACUAUGUCGUAUAUCAUCUCGAUUCCUGGAAUACUGAAGAUCGUUGAAUUUUUCACGUUGAUGUUGGCAUUUGCCAUAGCUGCUGAUGUAAAUAUCAUAGCAAGCAAGUCACGUAUGGAUUUCUUCCUCUUUGUUACUGUGAUGUCAUGGCUUCUUGUGAUCGCCGUAUUUGUCUUGUUCGCAUUCAAUAUCAUAUCAAAAAUCAACCUCAGUAUUGACUGGAAUAUCCCGGUUUUUGUAUUUGCUGUUGUAGCAGCAAUUCUUCUUCUGUUGAGUUCUGCCUUGCUAGCUGAUAUGGUAACAGAUUAUUUGGGGUUUUUUCCUAAGGAAACUGACAAAAUAAGGGCUGCUGCGGCUUUUGGAUUUAUCUCCAUGUUCGUCUUCAUCGCAGAUGCUGUUGUUUUUUUCCUGAAGAAAACUGGAAGGAUGUAAACCAACGCCCACAUUUUGAUGAACUGUGUAGUCCUUCGAGUUUGUUUAACCUUUUUUAAUAGCUAUUUCGGUCACCGUUAAUUUGAAUUUAAUCGUUAUAUCUAUAUACCUUUCCUCUAUAACGAAUGAAAAAAAUCUAGAAAUAGACAGGGAGAAUGCGUAUAUUUAACCCUUUAACUCCUAGAAGUGACUAAGAUGUAACUUCUCCCUACAAUAUCCAUACAUUAUCCAGUACACAUGUAAUGAGAAUACCCAAUCUUAUCAGGUAGUGUGAGUUGUUUUUAUCUUAAGCCAAAUUCUCGCAAAUAAUUUACGAGGAAAUAUGUAGCAGCCAGAGGGGAGAAUUAGCAAUCAGAUCUUGGGAAAGGGUAGCGUUUGAGAGAACGAGUUAUAGCGUAAGCAACUCGCUAUCAUGCACUGAGCCGCCAUGUUUGAUCUGGGCCUCGAGAGGCUACUGUCUCUUCCACCCUCAGCGGCAUUAGAAUCCUAAGAAAUGCUGCCUUUGCUGCGAUGCUAGAUCUAAAAUUAUACGCCUGCACUACAGGCAAAAAGUAUAUUUAGCUAUGGUCAUUCCAAUAAUUUCUUAGGUAGCGAUACAAUCUGAGCGUAUAUUCUAUUUUUAACCAAUCACUAACGAGUAUAUUCUAUAUGAUUAUGCUCUUAUUAUGAAAUGGGCAUUGAACAACGGCAACACUGACUUUGGCAGCUUUUUACUAAUUUUUAUAGCAGUCAAUUGGCAUAGCAGUCUAGAAUUUAUAGAUAUCGUGCUUUAAGCUAAAAUUCACCUCAAUCAAACAACCAACCCACCUGGCAAAAUUGAGUAAAUGUAAGUAGUCGUAAUCAAACCCAUGUGGAAAGAAAGAAAAAAAAAAUAGAUUUUUUUCAUCGUUUAGCCCGUUAAUUAGGCCUAAAAACCUCAAGGGAACUUGACAUGUACUACAAUAGUUCCAUAAUUAUAUACUUUAGUAUCUCUGGUAUAACUAAUGGCAGUUUAAUGCUAAAAUCUCUCUGACGCCUCGUAAUUAUGACUCAGGAGUGGAGCUCAUUGCGUCCUCGAUUAAACCUUCUGUGAACCACGA